Synchiropus splendidus (mandarinfish) is the source of this 3663-nucleotide messenger RNA. RefSeq names its product vezatin, adherens junctions transmembrane protein (gene vezt). The transcript has 12 exons. Gene Ontology annotation, cellular component: plasma membrane. Lineage: Eukaryota; Metazoa; Chordata; Actinopteri; Syngnathiformes; Callionymidae. Gene Ontology annotation, molecular function: myosin binding. Gene Ontology annotation, biological process: cell-cell adhesion. Bases 363 to 2795 code for a protein of 810 amino acids. The record is from RefSeq and is a predicted model, not a curated record.
UGCGAUAACAUAAAUAAGUAGCUCUUUCCAUAAUUGGACGCAAGUUUCUUGUUUCUAAAUACAAAUGCCCAGCUACAAAUGUCCUGAUGUUCACAGGGUAAUUUUAUUUUGGAAAUCCUAUAUUGUGUAUUUCCUCUCAGAUUUCCACUAACUUUUCUUGCAUGAGUUUUGUCCUGUCGUUCCCUCUGUUGAGCAGAGAGGGCGCGCUACGCUGCCUAAUGACUCGCGAGGAAGUUGAACUGGGCGAAAGGCAACAUGGGAUAUGUAGUUUAGCCUAGUUUGGACCCCCGCUACCGCGUAACUUCACUGGUAGGAACUGCUGCGGCAACUUUCGAAAUGUUCAACGGAAGGAGCGGGCAGCAAUGACUGACGAGUAUGACGAAGAUGUGGUCUUUGAGAAUUCUCCACUUUUCCAGUACCUGCACGAUCUAGGGCACACAGAUUUUGAAGCAUGUCCGUCUGCAACACAGGAGGAGGACUCAGCCGAACAGGAAGGAGAGCCUGUUGCUUCCGACCUCCCUCAGAAAACUACAAGAGGACGUUUAUGGACCCUGGCUGAGAGACUGUGGAGGUGGAGUCCACUUCAUCACGCGGCUGCGUCUCAGAAGCUGGAGCAGCAGCUGGACGGUUUGUUCGGCCAGUACUCUGUCAGGUGCAUUCUGGACCAGGAUGUGCUGCUGCAGGAGGACGUGGAACUGAUUGAGCUGUUAGACCCUGCUCUGCUCACGCUGGGGUCACCACCUUCUGAGUCACCGAGUCAAGCUGGCUCCUUGCCCAAGCCAAAGCUUCUGGCCAAACCAUCUUUAUGGGAUUUGGCAGCACUGGCCGGCCUGACUGCAGUCCUGUUGGGCUUCUGCUCUGUUUCUGGAGGUCUGUGGUCCCUGGCUGCAGCUCCCUGGGGUCUGGCUCUGCUGGGAUGGCUGGGUGCGAGAGGCUCUGUCUUGUGGAGAGAGGGCUGUGUGCAGCGGAAGGCCCACAACAGAGCCUCACAGAUCCAGGUUUUACUCCACAACAGCAAGACCCUCACUGGCUUGUCUCGCAAGGCCCUGCGCCUGGUCCAGGAGACGGAGGUCAUCUCCAGAGGAUUCACCCUUUUGCUCGACAGGGUAAGUGCGGCCGGCUCCUUUAGCAGGGCAGGUCCAGGGGCGGUACCACGAGGACAGCAUCUCAUCGGACUGAGGAAAACACUGUACAGGGCGCUCCGUUCUGCCUUUAGAGCCUCGCGAAGAGCCACGUGUCACAUGCUCAAAGCGUUCCCGCUGAAUUCCGAAAUAGAUAAUGUGACAAACUACGUGUCAGCUGUGCCUCUGAAAGAGUUGGGUCUGGGUCUGGGAAUUGAGCACCUGGGUGACGAGCAGGCGCAGGAGCUGACUGAUGACUACAGUCUACCAGCCCUCAAGCUGUUAUUCCAGCUGUGGGUGGGACAAAGCUCUGAAUGCUUCCGCCGCCUGGCUCUUCUGCUGUCACCACAGCGACUAGAGGAGACAAGAGAAUCCACGACCAUUGACAGCCACGUCCCUCCACCUCCUCUUCCUCCCCUUUAUCGGUCCAUUGCAGCAGUGACUGAGCCCCUCAGUUACGCCAUGGACACUUGUCUAGGGGAGGUCCAGCGCAGUUAUGACUUCCACCGACACUUCGAGACCCAGUCGAGGACUACAGGCUCGGCGAGGACUAAUGCAGCCAGAGAGAAGUGUCGAGAGCUGAACACACUCCAUGCUUCCAUCAGAAGUUUGCAGCUGCAUCUCAAAGCCCUCCUCAGCGAGAUGAUUAUUCUGGAAGAUGACCUGGAGAAACUCAUGGUGUCCAAAGAACCCACUGAGCUGACCCUAGAGGGAUACCAGGAUCUCAGUGAACGGCUGCACCAGCUGCAGCCUCACAUGCAGGCGAGCAGUGGCUGCUGGGAAGACACACUCAGUCAGGUGGAUCGCAUGCUGAGACGUGCUGGUGCAGGCAACUCUGAUGCUGGGAACCAGGUUGCUCCUCCUCUCUGUGAGAUCCCUGCUGCCCCUCCAUCAUAUCCCUUAAUUCUGGAUAGAGAUCCGGUCCCUGAAGAGCUGGAAUGGGAAGCCUACGUGUCUGAGUCGGAUUCAGAUGGUGAAGGUCGAGACUCGUGGUGCGACAUGCUGACACAGGAGGAGCGGGAACGGCAGCGCCGGGAGAGGGAGGAGUCCCGCCGUGUCCUGUCAGAACUCAAAUCUGUACUGGGCGUCCGUGCAUCCGAGGGCGAGAGAAUGAAGAGGAAGCAGUUGCUGUUUCACGAGCAAGCAGCUGCUGUGACACCCUCAGUUUCCAGCCAAAGUUCAGGUUCUGCGAUGAAGGCGACAGACACUCCCGUCUCAGUGGGACCAGCAGAAUCCGGAGAUGAAGCAGGAAAACACCUAUCAGAGCUUCCUGCAGGAAAGGAAGAGCAGGAAGGAAGAGGUGACUGUGAGAGGCGUGAGCAGUCGACUGAGCUGACGACAGAGUUCAGCUGUGGCGUGGAGGCGAGGACAGCUGCGUCCGUCUGCACCAGAGGAGGGGGAGGAGCUUCAGAGUUGCACCAGUACGACGGAGACUCGGAGGAGGGGGAGAUGCAGAAUGGCUUGGACUGCUUCCUGAAGCCUAAAGUCCCCUCCGUGUCCGUCAUGGAUAGACUUACUGAGAUCCACGGAUCAGAUGCCCUCAGCUUUAGUUCAGCGCUUGCUGCCCAGGUGGCAGCACGUUCACACUCACUCAUAAAGAUGGAGGAGCAGAUGUUUGGGGAUGACGAAGAGGAGGAGGAAGAGGAAGGGUCGGAGUCUGGUGAAAAGGGCUGAAGGAGAUUUUCUCUCCUCUGACCGUCUUUCAUUGCUCGGUACAUAUUCAUGUUGUCCUUCCCUGUCGCAUCAGUGCUAGAUCUUCUCUGCUGUUCAAACUCAGGUACCUGCACCUCUGAAACAAAGAACCUGCUGAAGUUCAGAAGACCAGGAUGCUCACACUUUACCCAGCUUCAGACUGUGAACCCAAUAUUUUAGCAGUCUGUGUGUGUUGGAAGUGAUGAGCUGGAAUCUGGGUCAUGUGUUUGGGGGGUUUGAACCCAAAUGUGGGCGUCAAGGUUCUCUACACUAAAUGAAACGAAACAGUGGUAUGUUGAGGUCAAAUAGUUUGCUGCUCUUUCUUUCAUCAAAUCCCUCUCCUGUUGGUCGUUGGUCAUCUGUGGCAGUUGGCUGCAGGAUCCUCUGACGCCAGCCGCUGCAGACCGCACGUCUUACUGCAGACUGAAACAAGUGGUGACUCAAGAGGAAGUCAAGUACUAUUUUAACGUCUCUGUUUUAUUUUUGUCCAACCCUCCCUGUCCUACUGUGGUGGGCCUCCUAAAGACGUAGCAUAUCAUCCAGUCACGUUUGGAAACCAUCACUAUUGUAGCAGAAACAGUCUUGAGUCGGUGUUUGCAAUGAAUGUCAGGAAGUAUGUGACUCGUCACCCCAUGACUGAAUCGUAGGAAGUGAAAAAUGUAUUUAAUGAACUGUGCCUCAGUGGGACCCAGUACACAACAUGAAAUGUGUUUCUCAUGAAAAGAUAAACUGUGCGGCCACAAAUGGAAAUUCCUGGUCUUUUGUCACCAUGUCUGCCUUGACUCCUCCGACACCCUCCCCAGGCGUGGGUCCUCCAUUUAUCAGUGUGAAAUAAAAUACUGCUGUGGAA